CUGCAAACGAUUAUGACAGAUGUAUAUAAGAUGAGAGUCGAAAUGGAGAUCAAUUGAACAAGUCACCGCGAUGAACGUCAUUUGGAGAAUACUAAUUUGUGCAAUACUUGUGGCACAUGUUUCAGCCAAGAAUAAAACAUGCAAAUCCAAGAUUGUGGGUGGUUAUGCGGCUGGAGUGAGUGGCAUGCCCCCGAUCGACGAAAGAUCUUGCGAAAAUGACGAGCUUCGUAAAGAUAAAUGCUUAUCAAACGCUGUCGAAUGCGCUCGUACGUGUCGUAAAGGUGGAAAACCGAAAACUUGUUAUUACAAAUUCGUGGUCGAACGUUAUCCCGUUAAUGGCAGCGCGUGCGAUCUUUGUACUCCAAAUAUUACCAAUAGCAUCUGUGCCAAUUGCCAGUGCGUACCUGGUAACGGUGUGCAACGUAUGGGACUAAUAGUAAAUAGAAUGUUACCUGGACCGAGCAUACAAGUAUGUCUAGGAGAUCGAAUCGUGGUCGACGUUCAGAAUAAUAUAAAGGAGGACGCGAUAACUAUCCACUGGCAUGGUUUAUACCAAAAGAACACUCAAUAUUACGAUGGGGUGCCUAUGGUGACACAGUGUCCAAUUGUAUUUAAAAAUACCUUUAGGUACCAAUUUGACGCGAAUAACAGUGGUAGCCACUUCUGGCACGCUCACACCGGGUUAAACAAGAUGGACGGUAUUCAAGGGCCAUUAAUCGUACGAGAACCAACAGAAAACGAACCCAAUCGUGACCUUUAUAAUUUCGAUUUAGCGAAUCAUGUGAUUUUUUUGACCGAUUGGAUGAAUGAAGCAGCUACCGAGCGAGCACCUGGCCGUAAUAGUGCUGGUGUUAUCGGUCAGUCACCUGAUUCAGUAUUAAUCAAUGGAAAAGGGAGAUCUUUUGUAAAUACUCCCUGGAACCAAAGGUCAAACGCUUCCUUAGAAGUUAUCACCGUAGAAGCAAAUAAGCGUUAUCGUUUUCGUUUAAUUAAUUCUUUCUGUACCGUUUGCCCGGUUCUUUUGACUAUAGAAAGACAUAAUCUAACCGCGAUCGCGACGGAUGGCAUCGCAACGGAUCCUGUUACGGUUACGUCUAUCAUUUCCUUCGCAGCGGAAAGGUAUGAUUUUGUUAUACAUACGAAUCAAAAGCCUGGCGCCUAUUGGAUACAGGCCCGCCUACAGCAACCCUGCGCGGAAAGCGGGAUUCAGCAGCUAGCUGUAUUGCAAUAUUUAAAUGCAUCUACCACGCCAAUGAGAGCCGCACCUACUUUCGAUAAUGCACUUCCAAUGGGAAUUGUUUUGAAUCCAGUAUAUGGCGACUGCCGUAAUCCACGUCCUGAUGCAAUUUGCAUAAGCGAUCUCAGAAUUGCGAGAGUAAACGCAAAGUGUUCGGACGACAAAGACAUUGGAAAGCCAGAAGCGGACGUGAAAUUGUAUAUGGGCAUGGGGUUCAACGAUUUUACACCGCAGAAGUUCUACGAAGCUAACAAUUACAGAGAUUUUGUAGUUCCUAUAACAGGAAAGGUUUCCAACGCUAUGCUGGGCAACAUAACGUACGCCUUUCCACCUUCCCCGCCACUCUCGCAGCUCGAGGACCUUCCGCACGAUCAAUUUUGCAAUGCGGAGAAUAUGCCAACCAGUUGCAACAAUACUGAAUCUUGCACGUGCACCCAUGUAAUAAAGCUUCCCUUGAACAGUAUCGUGGAAAUUGUUUUGGUCGAUGAGUCACAGUUCACGCUUAUGCAUCCUAUCCAUCUUCACGGACACUCGUUCAGAGUUUUGAGCAUGGGGCAACCUUUGGGUGUCUUUACGUCCGAGACAGCAAUGAGUAUAAAUUAUAUAAGGCAACUUGACGAAAGCGGAGAAUUAGAGAGGAAUUUUAACGAUCCUCCAGGCAAAGAUACAAUUCCAGUACCAGAUAAUGGAUUCGUCGUAAUCAGAUUCCGUACGAAUAAUCCAGGAUUUUGGUUGUUGCACUGUCACUUCGUUUAUCAUCAGUCAAUCGGUAUGGAACUCAUUCUGAACAUGGGAUCGCCAAUGGAUUGGCCACCUGUUCCACCCAACUUCCCGAAAUGUGGCAAUUAUAUGCCGCCGAUUCGCCAUAAGCACGGAUCCAAGGCGAAGAAGUAAUAAACGAAAAUGCACUCAGGUCACGGAAUGUUACUCUUUCUUGAAUUUUUAAAGUUGCAUCCAUCCAUUUGGAUUAUUAACAACUAUGUUAACUUAAACGUUUUUUCUUUCCUCUUAACUCCUUUCAAUGUAUAAUUACUGAUUAUAUAGAGGACAUCGAAUCGAAAAAGAAAAUGUAUCAAUUCGACGAAUUAAUAAAUAAAAUAC
Messenger RNA from Hylaeus volcanicus, 2338 nucleotides. RefSeq lists its product as uncharacterized. The coding region runs from base 71 to 2131 and encodes 686 amino acids. Gene Ontology annotation, molecular function: oxidoreductase activity; copper ion binding. Gene Ontology annotation, biological process: iron ion transport. Gene Ontology annotation, cellular component: plasma membrane. The transcript is spliced from 10 exons. NCBI's taxonomy places the organism in Eukaryota, Metazoa, Arthropoda, Insecta, Hymenoptera, Colletidae. The record is from RefSeq and is a predicted model, not a curated record.